Messenger RNA from Drosophila virilis, 1896 nucleotides. It is a transcript of the gene Mal-A8, whose product is annotated as Maltase A8. NCBI's taxonomy places the organism in Eukaryota, Metazoa, Arthropoda, Insecta, Diptera, Drosophilidae. Gene Ontology annotation, biological process: carbohydrate metabolic process. The record is from RefSeq and is a predicted model, not a curated record.
AGUACCUGACUAGUUAUACAGCUGUACACAAUGAUUUUAUUUUCAAAGAACACGUUUGCCUGCCUGAGUCUUGUUGUUUUGGCUACCCUUGGCCAGGCAUGCCAGGACACAUCAGCCACGGUGAACACCAAGGACUGGUGGCAAACAGCGCAGUUCUAUCAAAUCUAUCCACGUUCCUUCAUGGACUCUGAUGGCGAUGGCAUCGGCGAUCUGAAUGGUAUUACUAGCAAGUUGGAAUAUCUUAAGGACUUGGGCGUGACAGCUGCGUGGCUAUCGCCCAUCUUCAAGUCUCCCAUGGUGGACUUUGGCUACGAUAUUUCUGACUUCUUUGACAUACAGCCGGAGUAUGGCACAUUAGAGGAUUUUCGAGCACUUAUUAAGAAAGCCAACGAGCUGGAUCUGAAGAUUAUUCUGGACUUUGUGCCGAACCACUCCAGUGAUGAGAACGAAUGGUUUAAGAAGUCUGUAAAGCGGGAGAAGGGCUACGAGGACUACUAUGUAUGGCACGACGGGAAGGUCAAUGCUGAAACUGGAGAGCGGGAGCCCCCCACGAAUUGGUUGCAAUACUUUCGGGGAAGUGCCUGGCAGUGGGUCGAGGAGCGUCAACAGUACUACCUGCACCAGUUUGCGGUACAGCAGCCGGAUUUGAACUAUCGUAAUCCGGAUGUGGUAGCUCAGAUGAAGCGCGUGCUGCGCUAUUGGCUUAACGAGGGCGUCGCUGGCUUCCGAUGUGAUGCGCUGCCACCACUGUUUGAAGUACGCCCUGAUGUCCAAGGUCAGUAUCCCGAUGAGGUGGUGAGUGGCGCCACGGAGGACACGGAAGAUCGCGACUAUUUGACAACGACGUACAUUGAGAACCAGCCGGAAACCAUUGACAUGGUGUAUCAGUGGCGCGAGGUGCUUGAUGAUUAUCAGCGGAUUCACGGCGGCAACUCGAGUGUGCUGCUGAUUGAGACGUACUCCCCGGCCUGGUUCACCAUGCAGUUCUAUGGCAACCGGUCUGUAGAUGGCGCUCACCUGCCAUUUAAUUUCAACUUGAUAACUGUGAUGGAAGAGAGCGGUUUGAGUGCCAGCAAUGUGCAGAAGGCCAUUGAUCUGUGGCUGCAGAACAUGCCCGCCGGACGCACUGCCAACUGGGUGCUGGGCAAUCACGACAAGCGCAGGGCGGCCAGUCGACACGGUAAGGAGCACAUUGAUGCUAUGAAUAUGCUGGUCAUGAUUUUGCCUGGCGCCAGUGUCACGUACCAAGGCGAGGAGCUGGGAAUGACUGAUGGCCAAAUCAGCUGGGAGGACACUGUUGAUCCCUGGGGCUGCAAUUCCAAUCCAGAAAUUUACGAGAAAUACACCAGAGAUCCCGCACGCACGCCCUUCCAAUGGACUAACGGCACAAAUGCUGGCUUCUCAACUGGCUCGAAGACUUGGCUGCCUCUGGCUGCUGACUAUGAGACUAUCAAUGUGGCCACGGAAUCCGAAACGGAGCACUCCCAUUUAAAAAUCUACAAGUCGCUGGUGGCGCUGCGCCGCAGCCUGAAAACGCUGCAAAACGGUUCCACCAAAUAUGCGGCGAUUACUGAGGAUGUUUUCGCCCUGAAGCGUUCGCUUUCUGGAGAUGCCAGCCUUGUGUACGUGUCCAACUUCGGCACGGCAGAUGUUACGAUCAAUCUGGAAGAGUUCGAUAAGACCUUGCCGGCCAGCUUGCAACUGCUCGUGCGCAGCUUGGAGUCCAAUAAAAAAGAGGGUGUUGGAUACGCCACCCAGGAUCUGCUGCUAUCGGCUGGAGAGGCUUUGGUUUUAAGCACUGAAUAAUUCAAAUGCUGUUGAAUUAGUUAGUAUUUUAUUGAUAGUUCUUUGUUUAAUGCUUUGUAAGUUCUCGUAAAUAUAUGCCACCCAACACGA